This is a messenger RNA of Micropterus salmoides (largemouth bass), 3541 nucleotides long. It is a transcript of the gene eef2b, whose product is annotated as eukaryotic translation elongation factor 2b. The record is from RefSeq and is a predicted model, not a curated record. The transcript has 13 exons. Gene Ontology annotation, biological process: translational elongation. Gene Ontology annotation, cellular component: ribonucleoprotein complex; cytosol. Bases 1196 to 3541 code for a protein of 781 amino acids. Lineage: Eukaryota; Metazoa; Chordata; Actinopteri; Centrarchiformes; Centrarchidae. Gene Ontology annotation, molecular function: GTP binding; translation elongation factor activity; GTPase activity.
GCCCAUGUGGAUCAUGGGAAGUCCACUCUGACUGACUCACUGGUGUCCAAGGCGGGGAUCAUUGCCUCAUCCCGUGCUGGGGAGACCCGCUUCACUGACACACGCAAAGAUGAGCAGGAGCGCUGCAUCACCAUCAAAUCAACGUAUGUGGUCCAGAGAAGUGGGUUUAGAAACUGCUCUAUUUUUGUGGAGCUUAUUAAAGGUUACGAAAACUUCUUGACUUUUUCCUCUACAGUAAAUAUUCAUGACUAAAUAAGCAACAAUUCAAGUUACAUUCGCGGGAGGACAUGUACUAAUUAAUCAUCAGGACUGUGUAGGUGUGGUUUGAUCAGAUUAAAUAUCUUCAGAUUUUGAUUCAAAUCAAAAUGACAUCUAGUUUUUUCAACUAAGCCCCAUCCACAUCAGCACACACACAUCUCUUAACUGAAACAACAAUACAUUUUAUAACUUUGGCAGAAAAUAGCGUGUGUAUGUAAGACUGCAUCAUUCACAGUAUGCUGAUUGAGAGCAAAGGUUAUCAGUGCUUUCAAAUCUAAAAUGUACCUGCAGUUUUGAGCCAUCGCUUACAUGAGCUCACUGGAAACAAGCAAUUAGAUAUAAAUGUGUGUGAUUUAAUUCAAGUUGUGCCAUCAUCUCAGACAACAAAACUUUAAGUUUUACAUACAGAAGCAUUUGUAGUAUCAGUAAGUCAGCAAGAGUAGGUGUCCAGGAAUGUGUCCACCAUUUGCAUAGAGGUAUAUGGGGUCUGUAACACAACAUGAAAGACUUAAAUGCUUCCACAGGUUCUGGUCUGACAGUACCAUAUUUGAGCCUUUACCCAGCCACCAUUUCUACUUUAGGGCGCUGAUGUGUUGCUGUCAGCUAAUUUGUAAGACGCCAGAGUAGGUUGAUUCAUAACCACGGUAUUUGUUUUGUUUGCAGGUUUUUAACUUAAUUACAUUUGUCAUCUAAUUGAAAAAAAAAAAAAAAACGAUUUCACAGAUAAAUUUGUAAUGGCAAAACAAAGAUUUUGUCUGUGGAAAUCCUUAGUUAAGUCAUGUUAAAUUCCCAUUUUUUUGCAUUUUUCAAAUCCACUCAGGAUGUUUCUGUCUGAUUCCAGGAAAUGCACCAGCACUGACACUGAUUCGCACCACUACAUAUUAACUGAAAUCAUUCCAGUCAAACCUGUUUGUAGCAUUUGAACUGGGCCAUCUCUAUGUACUAUGAGCUUGGAGAAAACGACCUGGCAUUUAUCAAGCAGACUAUAGACGGAAACGGUUUCCUCAUCAACCUGAUUGAUUCUCCGGGUCACGUUGACUUCUCCUCUGAGGUCACUGCUGCGCUCAGGGUAACGGACGGAGCCCUGGUGGUGGUGGACUGUGUCUCAGGUGUGUGUGUGCAGACUGAGACCGUACUGCGGCAGGCCAUCGCUGAGCGCAUCAAGCCGGUUCUGAUGAUGAACAAGAUGGACCGAGCCCUACUUGAGCUACAGCUGGAGCCCGAUGAGCUCUUCCAGACCUUUCAGCGUAUCGUGGAGAAUGUCAACGUCAUUAUCUCCACCUAUGGAGAGGAUGAGGGGGGACCCAUGGGGAACAUCAUGAUUGACCCUGUUGUUGGUACAGUCGGGUUUGGCUCUGGACUCCAUGGCUGGGCUUUCACCUUGAAGCAGUUUGCUGAGAUGUACGUGGCUAAGUUCACAAAAGGAGAUGUUCAGCUGGGAGCAGCAGAAAGGUGUAAGAAAGUGGAGGACAUGAUGAAGAAACUGUGGGGAGAAAGAUUUUUUGACCCAAAUGCCGGCAAGUUCAGUAAGACCGCCACCGGUCCCAAUGGCCAGAAACUUCCCCGCACCUUCUGUCAGCUCGUUUUGGACCCCAUCUUUAAGGUGUUUGAUGCCAUCAUGAAUUUCAAAAAGGAUGAGAUAGCCAAACUAAUUGAGAAGCUGGAUGUCAAACUAGACUCAGAGGACAAGGAGAAAGAGGGAAAGCCACUGCUGAAGGCUGUGAUGCGUCGCUGGCUGCCUGCCGGAGAGGCCCUGCUCCAGAUGAUCACCAUCCACCUUCCCUCCCCCGUCACUGCACAGAAAUACCGCUGUGAGCUGCUUUAUGAAGGGCCGGGAGACGACGAGGCUGCCAUGGGUAUUAAGAACUGUGAUCCUAAGGCUCCUCUGAUGAUGUACAUUUCCAAGAUGGUCCCAACCAACGACAAGGGUCGUUUCUAUGCCUUUGGUCGUGUGUUCUCUGGCUGCGUGUCCACUGGCCUGAAGGUGCGCAUCAUGGGGCCAAACUUCGCUCCUGGCAAGAAGGAGGACCUUUACAUCAAACCUAUCCAGAGGACCGUUCUGAUGAUGGGCCGGUAUGUGGAGCCUAUUGAAGAUGUCCCAUGUGGCAACAUCGCAGGUCUUGUUGGAGUAGACCAGUUCCUGGUUAAGACAGGGACCAUUACCACCUAUGAACAAUCCCACAACAUGAGGGUGAUGAAGUUCAGCGUGAGCCCUGUGGUCAGAGUUGCUGUGGAGGCCAAGAACCCCGCUGACCUACCCAAGCUGGUCGAGGGACUGAAGCGUCUGGCCAAGUCCGACCCCAUGGUGCAGUGCAUCAUCGAGGAGUCUGGGGAGCACAUCGUUGCUGGAGCGGGAGAGCUGCACCUGGAGAUCUGUCUCAAGGACCUGGAGGAGGACCAUGCCUGCAUUCCACUGAAGAAAUCAGACCCAGUCGUGUCUUACAGAGAGACGGUGAUGGAAGAAUCAGACCAGAUGUGUCUCUCCAAGUCCCCAAACAAGCACAAUCGUCUCUUCAUGAAGUCCCGUCCCUUCCCCGACGGCCUGGCUGAAGACAUUGAGAAGGGGGAUGUCACCGCACGGCAGGAGCUCAAAGCUCGUGCGCGUUACCUCGCUGACAAGUAUGAGUGGGAGGUGACAGAAGCCAGGAAGAUCUGGUGCUUCGGUCCAGACGGAACUGGGGCCAACCUGCUGAUAGACAUGACAAAGGGGGUUCAGUACCUCAACGAGAUCAAGGACAGCGUGGUGGCUGGUUUCCAGUGGGCAACUAAAGAGGGUGCUCUAUGUGAAGAGAACAUGCGCGCAGUUCGCUUUGAGAUUCAUGACGUGACACUCCACACAGACGCCAUCCACCGUGGUGGAGGACAGAUCAUUCCCACAGCUCGUAGGGUCCUGUAUGCCAGCCAGCUCACCGCUCAGCCCCGACUCAUGGAGCCUAUAUACUUGGUGGAGAUACAGUGCCCGGAGCAGGUGGUCGGUGGGAUCUAUGGUGUGUUGAACAGGAAACGAGGUCACGUGUUUGAGGAAUCCCAAGUGAUGGGCACACCCAUUUUUGUGGUGAAAGCCUACCUGCCUGUCAAUGAAUCCUUUGGGUUCACAGCUGACCUGCGCAGUAACACUGGGGGCCAGGCCUUUCCUCAGUGUGUGUUCGACCACUGGCAAAUUCUCCCCGGAGACCCCAGUGACGCCACCAGCAAACCCUUCCAGAUUGUUGCUGAAAUCAGGAAACGUAAAGGUCUGAAAGAGGGCAUUCCUGCCCUUGACAACUACUUGGAUAAACUAUAA